GACAACAAUGAAGGCUUAAGAUGGGAGGUCUUAAAGAAGGCAUGGAAAGGUAAACCUUCCAAGUAUUGUUUGGGUUAAGGUUAUUGACAUUGCCCACUGUCAAAAAGAAGAGAGAGUCUACAGGAAAGAGAUAAAUGAGUCGAGGUGUUUAAUGUUGUACAACACUGCUCUGACCAUUGCUUUGUGACUUUGUGAAUACAUCUGGAUGUAAAAAGACUCCACCCACCAGCUCUCACCUGUGCUCUCAACUGCUUCCGAUGGCAAAGCACGAAAGGGACUCCCCUCCUCCUCCUUAUUCAUCUGUUGCUGUGCACACUCAACUUCCCCAUGGGCCUUAUGGAGGUCAGGUAAUACAUGGCUCUGGCCUGGCUGUCCCAACCAGACCUCAUUACAUCCCUCAGUAUGCACCGUAUGUGGCAAACCCUCCAAUCACACAGGCCAUCCCACCUCCCAGAAAGAAAAAAAAUUGCUGCGAAAGUAAUGCGCAGUGUUACAGGGGUUCAGGGGCGGCUGUGCUGUUGCUUGCAGUCCUGGGAGUGGCCAUUUGGUUAGGAGUUCGUUAUGGCACCAGAACAGCAACGACAAACUUCUCAGGGGAAAAGGUUGAUGAGACUGAAGGUGGUGGAGAUACCCCUUUGCCAGAAUAUGACAACUGUUCGAACAACACUGUCCAAUGUGACGCGAUAAGAAACUGCCAACUGGGUACCGAUGAAACAGAUUGUGUGAGGUUUGGUCGGGACAACGAUCUGCAGGUCAGGACAGCUCAAGAUGGCCGAUUCCUUCCUGUGUGUUACAAAGGCUGGGAUGACAGCUAUGCUGAUCAAGUGUGCUCUCAGCUUGGAUUCAGACGAUCUUAUACGAGCAAAGGAAUUCAAUCUCAGCAGACAACAGCUUUAACACUGACCAGCAAAUCAUCUUCCCCUAUCCAGGGUCUGGUAAAUGUCAGUUCUUCCUGUCCAAAUCAGGAGACUGUCUCCCUGCAGUGUGUGGACUGUGGUAAGCAGCAGUCGACAUCCAGGAUCAUUGGGGGCAGCGUAGCUAAGGAGGGACAGUGGCCGUGGCAAGUAUCGCUUCACUACAGAGGAAGCCACGUCUGUGGAGGAGUUCUGAUCUCCCCAGAUUUUGUGCUGUCCGCUGCCCAUUGUUUUCCAAGCUCGGCGGCUCUCUCUCCAGGGAACUGGAAAGCGUACGGGGGAUUUGUAUCUUUAGAUGGAUUACCUCAGCCUUACCUGGUUAAGAAGAUCCUUCUCAAUGAGAACUACAACAGCAAAACAAAUGACCAAGACAUUGCUCUACUCAAACUUACAUCUCCAGUUACUUUUACUGAUAAAGUUCAACCAGCCUGUCUGCCAGCUUUAAACCAGCAGUUUAUCCAGGGAACGAAAUGCUGGACUUCUGGCUUUGGAACCACUGAGGCAGGCUCAGGGACGGUCUCCAAGGAUCUUAUGGAAGUGACCGUGGACCUCAUUGACACAACAGUGUGUAACAGUCGGAGUGUGUAUGAUGGUGCAGUGACCAAGAACAUGCUCUGCGCUGGAAACUUGGAGGGGGGCAAAGACUCCUGUCAGGGGGACAGCGGCGGACCUCUGGUGUGUAAAGGAGAGAGCCGCUGGUACGUGGUGGGGAUCACGAGCUGGGGAGUUGGCUGUGGUAGAAGAAACAAACCGGGAGUUUAUGCCAAAGUCAGUCAACUUCUGACCUGGAUCCAUCGCACUAUGCAGCUAGAGAGACCUUGAUUUCAUCUCCUCUCCUACUGGCGUUUUGAUUCACAUCUUCCCCAAUAAAGACUGUUUUAUGAAGUAAUCAUGGAUUGAUAGAUGAGCAGUCUUUCACAAGGAAGAAUGAAUCCAUGACGACACACUGCUGACAGAAGAAUGUAUAUGGUGGAACUGAAGCAUGGACAAACGUACAGGUUGCACAGAAAUAAUUUUGUUUUAUAUGCAGUAUAUAACGCUAAACAUUAUAAAAACCAUAUUCAUGCACUGAGCUUUGUCUUGUGUUUGGGAUUUGAUUGUGUAUUUUUUGUUUCUUGGUUUUCUCCUCAUACUAGGAUGAACGUUCGUUCGUUCGUUUACUGAGCUUAAAAGAUACUUACGUCUCUCUUGCUUUAUCCAAUUUGAGUCAAUGACACACCAUCAGAUAAACUGUGAUCUUUGUGAUUAAUGUAAGGGUAAAAACCUUUACAUUUCUGAUUCAUCAUAUGCGUUCUUUUUCUGAGUAUCUUCUGUUUUCAAUGCUUUAUGAGAGAGAAGAAGAUACUUUACACACUUUAUUAGCUACUGGCACCUAAACAUCCACCUAUACUUACAGUGUGAUUUAAACCAAAUAUUUUCAGAAGUUUACCCUCUUACAUAAUAAGCCACGUAUGUAUUCUUUUGCUUUUGUUCACGUACAUAAAUCAAUAGUUUGACCUACGUGUAUGGAGUUGAAGAGAAUUAUACAUUGUGCAAUAAUAAUAAAAAUCGCAAAAAUCUUUGUUAGAUUUUAUUCAUGUGUGGACAUAAUUCCCAUCUGUGGAGGGUGUGUGCACAGAAGGAGAGAGAGAAAAACCGGAGCCACAAAGAGGAUUCAACGCACUGAUUAAGAAGUCACUCCUGGAGCCACACUGUUCCCCAUCACCUCCCUUCCCCCUGCAGAAGUACACUGACAGGGACAACAUAUUGACAGAUGAGAAUUAUUUCAUCUAAAUCUAUGAGACGUGGAGACAUAUUUUCCUGAGCGUGGAUAGUUUGUUGGCCAAAUGUCUACUGGUGAAACAAAGGCAGUUACCAUGGAAACUGUUUUGCUCUUCCUCUCUUCACUCCUGGUAUGCGUGGCUGCUGAAACAGACCCCAGUGCAAAGGAUGACAAAGCAAUAGUUGAAAAUCCUUUUAUUUACGACUACGAGAGUUUAAGGAUUGGAGGGUUGGUACUUGCUGUGGUUCUGUUCACUCUGGGCAUUCUCUUAAUCCUUAGUCGGCGAUGUCGCUGCAGCAUCAACCAGAAGCCCAGGGCCCCCGGGACUGAAGAGGUACAGGAGGAGAAUCUGAUCGUCUCCAAGGCUGCAGCAGCUGCCAAAGAGACUCCAGCAGAGAACUGAAACGGUGUCACAGGACCGCGAUCCCCCUCUGAAAUGAUGACCAGUUUUUAGGAUAUUUAGCCACUUUAAUAAUACUGAUGUAACUGAAGAUUAUUGUAACUGGUUAUGAGACAGGGUAAGAAAGGAAGUAUAUUUAGGGGUAUAAUGUGUACAUAGAUCUUGUGUUAGUUGUUUAUUUGUUGUGAGUAUGCCAGUAACUUUGUGCUGUUGUCUUCUUGUGCCUUUUUGUGACAGAUUCUCAUUGACAAAAGAUUGUCUUUGAUAUCCUAGAAACAUUUUUGAAUGGUGUGGGGUCUGCUGUUCUUUUUGUACACGUAUUGAUUCACUUAAGGUUACAGGAUUUGUCAAUUUGUCCUUUGUUUUGUUUCUUGUCCUGGGUAAUAUUUGUCACGUUUGAAAAUAUAAAUAUAGAUAGCUCGUAUAUGAGACCUGUUGUUACAUGUCUUCCAUUCACAUUGAUGUUUGAAUGGUUGUGUGUUGUUUGGGUGCACACAUAGAUGCUAUUGUUUAUGUGCAUGUAUAUCGUGUAUAUGUUUAACUGUGUACCCAUCACAGGUGCGUGUGUAUCUCUUCAUGUAGAUGUGAUGAACCUUGUAUGAGACAAUCUCAGCUGCCACAGCUCUCUGAGUGAGCAUGUGAGUAGUUUGCAGGUACCAACAUGGGCUCCUCCACCACAGUGUUUUACCAUCUGAGGUGGAGAGAGCCCCCACAUCAGCUGUCUCACUGCCUUUUUCUCUGCAUUUCUGCUCUACUGCUGCAUCACUGGCCCCCUCAAAAUUAAUUACUCUUUAGAAGGCUAUGAUUACCUUCCCGUCUCACACUCACUACUGGCAUAAGUCUGUGAGGUUGGGGUAACUUUCUUUAUUUUGUUGUUUGGUUAUUAAAUUUUUUAAUUUUCUUUCUUAUGUUGCUAUGUUAAGAAUAACAAAGAUGUUCUUAAUAACAAAGAUUUUCUGAUAGAGAGACAAAGCCUGGGUGCUGAUUUGAUAGAGGCGAGAUCUUGAAUUGAUAUUAUAUUUCUGUCAGACUGAACUGAUAGCAGGACAAUGUAAGCCAAAUAAAUCCAACAUUCCUUGUGAAUCUGCCUUCAGCUCUAACUUUAACUGUUUAGAUUCUGACUGCUGUACAUGUGAACAUACAUUCCACGCAUGAGGCCUUGUUGUGUAACAGCCUGUUGUGCUUUUGGCAUAAAUUAAAAUGUGUUUAAAAAGA
This is a messenger RNA of Menidia menidia (Atlantic silverside), 4291 nucleotides long. NCBI's taxonomy places the organism in Eukaryota, Metazoa, Chordata, Actinopteri, Atheriniformes, Atherinopsidae. The record is from the annotation of a GenBank genome assembly.